AGUAUAAUUCAGCACAUACACAUACCUUGAUACAAGUGCAAUCAGCCACCUUUACACAACUCACUUUUUCAUUCUCCAAAAUGCAGAAGCCAGAGACCCAGAGAAACCAGCCACCACCAGGAUACCCAACUGGCCAGGAUCCCCUCACAAAAAGAAAGCUGUUCUUUAGUUCUAAGAAGAAAGGAGAGAGGGGCUUCAUUGAGGGAUGCCUCUUUGCUCUGUGCUGCUGCUGGCUUUGCGAAGAAUGCUGCUAAACUACAACUAUCGCAUGCAGGAGAGGGAUUCAUAUUAGCAUAUUAGCAAUUACUUUACUGCUGCUUUCCAUAUUAAUGGCUUUGACCAGGAGUGAACUGUAUUACUUACUGAAUCUGACUAUAUUUUUAAUUAAUAUAAUUUUGUUGUUGU
Cicer arietinum (chickpea) is the source of this 405-nucleotide messenger RNA. RefSeq lists its product as uncharacterized. Gene Ontology annotation, cellular component: plasma membrane. The record is from RefSeq and is marked validated. NCBI's taxonomy places the organism in Eukaryota, Viridiplantae, Streptophyta, Magnoliopsida, Fabales, Fabaceae.